This is a messenger RNA of Anoplopoma fimbria (sablefish), 5617 nucleotides long. Its product is annotated as myosin light chain kinase, smooth muscle-like. Gene Ontology annotation, biological process: protein phosphorylation. The record is from RefSeq and is a predicted model, not a curated record. NCBI's taxonomy places the organism in Eukaryota, Metazoa, Chordata, Actinopteri, Perciformes, Anoplopomatidae. Gene Ontology annotation, molecular function: protein binding; ATP binding; protein kinase activity.
GUGUUUUUCCUGCAGUGCAUUCUGGGAGUAAGUCCGUCGUCCCUUCGUCCAUGAAGUCAGGGCUCAGUAUCUGGGGCGAGAGUCCGCCAAGGUUCGUCACUAAACCGAGCCGAGUGUUCGCCGACGUGGGACGGACGGGGAAGUUCAGCGCAAAAACCACGGGACGGCCACAGCCCCGGGUCACAUGGUACAAGGAGGAGGCGGAGCUUCAGUCCCGUGGGCGGGUCAGUGUGUACGAGCGCUCUGGCCUUCACUUCCUGGAGAUAAAGGAAGUGCUUGUGGAGGACGCAGGAAGUUACAGGUGUUUGGUCACCAACGGCGCCGGAACGGCCACCGCCACCGCCGUGCUCCACGUCCAGGAUGGUCCUGAUGACUCGUCCAGAGAUGCCCAGGCCCCGGGGGAGGAGCAGCAGAACCUCCUGUCUCUGGGAGCCUCCUCCUGGAGGAGCAGAUCUCCUGUACAGCUCCCUCUGGUGGCUGAGAGGAGAACUGCAGCUGCUCAGGUCCAGUCAGUCUGGACUCAGGAUCCAGUUCAGACCGGUUCAGUCCAGCAGCCAGCGAGCAGCUCCGACGUCAGCAGUGCUGUCAGGAGGUCGACUUCGGGGUCAAACCGGCGGUUCGAGGCCGUUCCUCUGGACCCCCGCGCCACAGAGGGAGAACGGGUCACAUUCAGCCGCCACGGCGGACUGCAGGGUCGCAGGUCAAAGGUCACCGAGGUCAGAGGAGUGUGUGAGGCUCCACGCUUCGUCCGCCGCCUCGCCGACCUGAAGGUGAUGGACGGCAGCAGAGUCUCCAUGACGGUGGAGCUGACCGGUCACCCCCCUCCAGAGGUGGUGUGGCUCCAUGAUGGGCAGGAAGUGACGGAGUCAGAGGACUUCCACCUCCUCAGGGAGGAGAACCGCUGCACUCUGCUGAUCCAGGAGGUUUUCCCCGAGGACACUGGGACCUACAGCUGCCAGGCCUGGAACCAGUACGGAGAGGACCACACCCAGUCCCAGCUCACCGUGGAGGAGCCCCAGGAUGGCGUCCAGCCCUGGUUCAUCACCAAACCCAAACCAGUGAGCGCUGUUGUGGGUCAACACGUCCUCCUGUCCUGCGCCAUCGCCGGAGACCCGUUUCCCCAGUACACCUGGACCACAGCCGGCCUGAGCCGACCUCUGACCUCGGGAGGAGACUACGAACUGCUGCAGAAGGAGGACGUCAUCUCACUGCUGAUCAGGAAAGUUAAAAAGCAUCACGCUGGAGACUACCUGAUCACCCUCAGGAACAAUGUUGGGGAGUGCAGCGCUGUGGCCUGUCUCUCUGUUUAUUCCCCCCCCUCUCUCUCCAUCUGUCUCUGUGCUCGUCGGUCCAGACCUACAGCAGGAGGAAGAGGAGGAGGAGGAGGAGGAGGAGGAGGAGCAGCUGGUGGGACUGUGGUGCUGAGAGGAGGUUCCAGAGGAGGAGGCGUGGAGCAGAGGAGCAGCAGCAGCCGUGGUGUCAGUCGGCAGGAGGCCAACCAGGAGCAGAAGGAGAACCCGCAGCUCCUGCACCUGCACAAGGAGGAGAAGAAGAAGAAGGAGGAGGACCAGGACUCUCCUGCCGCUGCUCCCCGAGGCCUCCUCAAGCGCUGCGUGGAAACCAGGGAGCGUGGCGAAGAGGAGCUGCGACAGAAGGAGGCGCAGCAGCUCGACUUCCGCUCGCUUCUGGGACGGCGAGCUUUGAACGCCAAAGACAACCAGGAAGAGGAGCCAAGGGAGGCCGGCCCCGCCGCCGCCGCAGAGCACCGCCACCAGAUGGAUUUUAAGGCCAACCUCAAGGGCGUCAAGGCCAAGAUGGAGGACGACCGCAAGGGCAACUCCCCGCAGCAGGUCGACUUCCGCGCCGUGUUGGGGAAGAAGGGCGCCGCCGGCAACGGCAACAAACCGGCAGAGACGCCCGGGAAGAACGCCGGCGACUUCCGCUCCGUCCUCGCCAACAAGAAGAAGCCGGGGAGCCCCGAGAAGAACGGGGAGAGCGGGAAGGCGGCGGUGAACAACUGCGUGGACGGAGGGAUUAAGGAGAAGAAGAGGGAGGAGGAGGAGGAGGAGGAGGAGGAGGAGGAGGGGAAGGCACCGGAGUUCGUGGAGAAGCUGAGCGAUGUGACGGUGCUGGACGGGCAGCGGCUCCGGCUGCAGUGUCGCCUCGCCGCCUCGGAUCCAGCAGACGCCGCCGUCACCUGGACGCUGGACGGAAAGACCAUCAAGUCGUCCAAGUUCAUCGUCCUCGCCAACGAAGGAGGCCUGUGUUCUCUGACUAUAGAUAAAGCUCUACCAGAGGAUGAAGGAACCUACAGAUGUAGAGCGGAGAACCCAGCAGGAGAAGACAAGAGCUCCUGUACGGUUCUAGUGGACGACCCGACAGAGAACUCUCCGGCUGAUAAGAAGUCCAAGAAGAAGACUCCGACCUCAGAGAGUGAAGCCAGAAUAAAGAAACCGACGGCCAAGACUCCUCCCAAACAAGCUCUUCCUCCUCAGAUCCUUCAGUUCCCAGAGGACAUGAAGAUCCUGGCGGGGGAGAAGGUGGAGAUCCUCUGCAAGUUCUCUGGAGCUCCACCCAUCAACUGCACCUGGCUGAAGUUCAGGAAACCAAUCCAGGGCUCCGCUGAUAUCUCCAUAGAGAGCAGUGACAGCAGCAGCAGACUGACCAUCAGCUCCGGUCAGCAGGAGCACUGUGGAUGUUACACCAUCGAGCUGAGGAACACCGUCGGCCUCCGUCAGGCCGCCCUCAACCUCACCAUCGUCGAUAAACCCGACCCCCCAGCGAGGGUCCCUGCAGCCUCAGACGUGCGGCGGUCCAGUCUGACUCUGUCCUGGUACGGGCCGACCUACGACGGAGGCAGCGCCGUGCAGUCCUACAACCUGGAGAUCUGGGACUCUGUGGAUCCGCAGUGGAAGCUCCUGGUGUCCUGCAACAGCACCUCCUACAACGUACAGAACCUUCUUCCAGAACGUCAGUAUAAGUUUCGUGUUCGGGCCGAGAACAUCUACGGAGUCGGAGAGCCGAGUGCCGAAUCUGAGCCGGUUACCGUCGGCCUGGUGGAUGAUGAUGAGGCCGAGGCAGAGGAGGAGGACGAAGACGUAGACAAGGAGCCGGACUACAGAGACGUGUCCAUCAGGACAGACGUGAAGGUGAAGGAGCUGUACGACGUGGAGGAGCGGCUGGGAACGGGGAAGUUCGGUCAGGUGUUCAAACUGGUGGAGAAGGCCACGAAGAAGGUUUGGGCGGGAAAGUUCAUCAAGGCGUACUCGGCGAAGGAGAAGGAGAACGUCCGGCAUGAGAUCGGCAUCAUGAACAGCCUCCAUCACCCCAAACUGGUCCAGUGUAUCGACGCCUUCGAGGGCAAGUCUGACAUCGUCAUGGUGCUCGAGAUGAUCUCGGGCGGCGAGCUGUUCGAGCGGAUCAUCGACGAGGACUUCGAGCUGACGGAGAGGGAGGUGAUCAGAUACAUGCUGCAGAUCAUUGAUGGAGUCAGCUUCAUCCACAAACAGGGGAUCGUCCACCUGGACCUCAAACCGGAGAACAUCAUGUGUGUCAACAAGACCGGCGGCAAAAUCAAACUCAUCGACUUCGGCCUCGCCAGGAGACUAGAAAACGCAGGAACUCUGAAGGUUUUGUUUGGGACUCCAGAGUUUGUGGCUCCAGAAGUGAUCAACUAUGAAGCUAUCAGCUAUCCCACCAUUUUUUACUUUAUUUACAUGUGGAGCAUAGGAGUCAUCUGCUACAUACUGCUGAGCGGUUUGUCUCCCUUCAUGGGCGACAACGACAACGAGACUCUGUCCAACGUCACCUCGGCCUCCUGGGACUUUGAGGACGAGGCCUUCGAUGAAAUCUCUGACAACGCCAAAGACUUCAUCACAAACCUGCUGAAGAAGGACAUGAAGGCCCGGCUCACCUGUGCUAAGUGUUAUGAACACACCUGGCUGAAGCAGGACACCAACACCAUGAAGGCCAAGAAGCUCUCCAAGGAGAGGAUGAAGAAGUACAUCCUCAGGAGGAAAUGGCAGAAAACGGGUCACGCCGUUCGAGCCAUCGGCCGCCUGUCGUCCAUGGCGAUGAUGGCCGGAGUCAGCGCCAAGAAGGGCUCGCCGACCGAAGAGGACAACCAGUUCCUGGAGUGUUUGGAGGUGGAGCAGAAAACGGAGUGCAAACCGACGUUCAGCUCGGUGAUCAGAGACGUGGAGGUGGUGGAGGGCAGCGCCGCCCGCUUCGACUGCAAGAUCGAAGGUUUCCCUGACCCUGAGGUCGUCUGGUACAAAGACGAGCAGCCGAUCAAAGAGACUCGACACUUUCAGAUCGACUACGACGAGGACGGGAACUGCAGUCUGGUCAUUUCAGAGGUGUCUGGCGACGAUGAUGCCAAGUACACGGUGAAGGCGGUCAACAGUCUGGGGGAGGCGACCUGCACCGCCGAGCUGCUGGUGGAGGUGAUGGCCGGAGAGGAAGAGGAGGAAGAGGAGGAGGAAGAGGAAGAGGAAUAGAGCGGUGUUGGUCUGGACUCCCACAGGAGGAGGAGGAGGUGCUGCUCCUCUUCAGACCUGAGCAGGAAACAAAUAACAGGUUGUGAUUGGAGGAGGAGGAGGUGGGCGGGGUCUCAGCUGCACCUUGCUGUGUGCUAAACCCCGCCCACCUGACACCAGUAGAACAGAGGCCCCGCCUCCUCCGGUUAGCCUCCACUCAUUGGUGGGUUUCCUCUCUGUUUAUUUCAUUGACACAGGAUUAAUUUCUUCUGUCUGUUAUUACAGCUGGGGGGCGCUAGAGAGUCCACAGACGGAGACCGGCUGUUUAUUCGUAUAUUAGUAUAUUAUAUUAGUAUAUUAGUAUAUUAAUAUAUUAUUUAUUAGUAUAUUAGUAUAUUAUUUAUUAGUGAAACGCGACUGCUGAUCCUAAAUGAAUAAUUAUAUGAUAAUAAAUCAGAACAGUUUGCCUUUAAUGAGGAACAACUUUUCAACAUGUUUGUUAAGAAGCUUUUUAAAGCUCAGCUCUGAGGAUAACACAAAGCAUUGUGGGAGCUGUAGUUGCUAAAUAAAUAACAUAAAAUAAAUCAUUUUAACUGAGAAUAUGGAUGAAGAAAUCCCAGUAUCAUCUUUCAUCUCUGUUCAGAGGAAACACAUUGAUGAGGAGGUGCUAGCUGAACACGUGCUAGGUCGUUAGCAUUCUAUAGCUAACGGACUGUGUGCAGCUCCCAGGGCUCCUUCACCAAAGACUCAUGGGAGCUGUAGUUCUUGGGGGCGUGGGCCUUUGGCUCUCUGUUUAACCGAACCACGCUGAAGGUAGCGAUGUGGACCUGCUCCCUGUGGGAGGUGAGGAGGACGAAGGUACGAGGGAGGCAGAGAGGAACACGGCUUUACAGUCACAGAGUUUGGUCACCAAUCCAUAAAAUGUCUCACUGUGAUGAGAGACGAAGGUCGCUAAUGACUCCAAACGACAAGGCAGAACACAUGGUGUUAGCGCGGCGUUAGCGCUGCAGCUAACGGUGUGGUGAAGACUCAAAGAAGAUGAACUGAUCACCCUGAACGAGAACAUUACUGCAUAUUAAACUCACAAGAACAUAUUUCUGUUAGACGCUAACUAGCUAACGUCCCUUUAUUAAUGUUAG